This is a messenger RNA of Racocetra persica, 250 nucleotides long. Lineage: Eukaryota; Fungi; Glomeromycota; Glomeromycetes; Diversisporales; Gigasporaceae. The record is from the annotation of a GenBank genome assembly.
UAAUGAUUCAUCAAAAAGUAGUGAUUUAUCACAAAGUAGUGGUUCAUCACCAAGUAGUUCUGAUGUCGAUGCCGAAUCUAAUAAAACCAAUGACGAAAAAAUUUGGAAUAAGGUGUAUGAGAUGUUUGAACAACUUUCUACCGAAUAUCUUGAGAUGUUUGAUAACAAUCCUGACAAAAUAGUUCAUUUAAUCAAAACCGUUGCUACUCAUAGAAAAAAAGUUUCCAGUUCAGAGACAAAUGGACAGUGA